Symbiodinium natans is the source of this 2142-nucleotide messenger RNA. The record is from the annotation of a GenBank genome assembly. Lineage: Eukaryota; Dinophyceae; Suessiales; Symbiodiniaceae.
AUGCCGAACGGGGAAGUUCUCGAUUCCGUGCGAGUCGACUUCUUCCGACCCGACAGCAAGGAGGCUCCCUCCAAAGGGCCACGAUGGGUCGAUGAUCCGACGUGGUGUGCAGAGGAUUGGAGAGCUGGCUCAGAUGCUGGUGCUGACCUUGUCACCGAGGAGCCGGAUCUUUUCAAGUCGGCAUUCAACAAGUCCCCGUGUGCUAUUGACAGCCCGACGAGCAGCGGGAGCUUGCAGCAAAUGGCCUCGAGGGUCACCUUCGACAACGCAGGCGGUGAUGACCUCUCGGAGCCCUUCUCCCCGAGCUCGAGUGCCGCGCGGAUGCCCCGCCAAGCCAGCGAGAUCACUCUUCACAAGGUCUGGAGUCCCGAGGAUGGCGUGCUCAGAAGUACCUCGGCUAAGCGGAUGAAGAGCAGCAACGAUCGCAAGCCCAACAGCAGAGGCAGGAGCAAUAUCAGGUCUGGGCAGGAGAUUCAGAACGAGUGUUGCUUGCACCACGUGGUGCAAAGGCCGAAUGGCUACUUCUGCCUUUUCUGGGACAUCGUCUGUACCGUGGCGAUCGCCCAUGACACGGUGAUGAUCCCUCUCCUGUCUGCCUUCCCGCUUAUUCAGCAAGAAGGCCUUCCCGAGAUCCUCGAAGCAGUUUCGGGCUGUGUCUGGAUGGUGGACAUCGUCGUCUCGUUCCUGCGGGGCUUUAUCGAUAUGCAAAGAGGCCUGGUGGAGAUGCGUCUGCAGAAAAUUGCCUACCGCUACGUCACCACCUGGUUCAUUCCAGACGCCGCAAUGGUCUUCCUAGAUGGUCUAUCGCUCUUCAUGGUGGAGCUGCGGCAGAUGGAGGCUCUGACGCUGCUCCGGCUCUUCCGGAACCUUCGGCUGGUCCGGCUUCUGAAGAUGACGAACCGCUUCCGGCUGCUUAAGGAUGUGAUCACGAGCAUGGGCUACGGCUCCGAGGGGACCUCGGUCUUCGUGGAGACGGUGGUGGGCGUCCUGAAGCAUCUGGCCCUGAUCGCCUUGCUCUGCCACUUCACGGGCUGUGCUUGGCAUGCGAUCGGGGGUCUCACCGGUACGACAUGGGUGACGGUGCACACCACUUUGCGAGAGCAGGACAUCGGCAUCUUCAACCACAACUGGAUGUACCUCUACAUGACCUCUGUGCACUGGAGCCUCACGCAGUUUACGCCUGCUGCCAUGGAUGUUGUGGCGGUCAACGCGCUGGAGAGGGUGUUCUCAGUGGUGGUGACCCUUGCGGGACUCAUUGUCUUCAGCUUGUUCCUGGGCAGCAUCAACCAGAAUCUCGCCCGGCUGCGGAACCUCAACGCCCAGGAGAGGCUCCAGAACCGGCUUGUACGCCGCUAUGUAAGCGAGCGCCGGAUUUCGGUGGAGCUGGCGGCAGAGAUCCUGGCUUGGAUCAAGCAGCGCAGGCGUGGUAAGGCCAACAGCAAGAUUGUCUUCAGCGAUAUCAAGGCACUGGAGAACCUGCCGAGCAAGCUCUUGACUGAUCUGCAGCAGGAGGUUGGCAUACCUGUUCUGGAGUCCCACGCCAUGCUCAAGCACCUGGCUGGCCUGGGCUAUCAGGACGCGGUACGUCUCUGUUCGAAGGCAUUGAACGAGGUCAGCCGCGUGUUUGGCGAGGAGCUUUUCCACUCUGGAUCUAGCUCAGACAAGAUGUACUUCGUGCGCAGCGGGCGCCUGCACUACACCUGGGAACUGCGCCCGCAGGAGACCGAGGACGUCUUCCCACAGAGCCGUGUGGGCGAGGCUUCCCUGUGGCUGCAAGUGGAGUACUGCGGGCGCUUGGCCUGUGCGGACCACAGUGCCCAUCUCUUCUACUUGGACGCGGACAUCUUUCGCAAGGUUCUUUCCAAGAGCGAGCACAUGGAGGUACUCACGGUCUACGCCCGUCUCUUCAGCAAGCUCUUCCUGGCGCAGAAGGAGAUUGACAUGGCCUCCGACCUCUUCGGCGACGACAAGCAUGUGGCCACGCUUAUGCGGCGGUUGCGAGCCCUGCAGGUUGGAGUCAGUGUCCUCUUCACGGCCGACCGCCAUGUGCUCAACGCCAAGCCUGUCUUCCUCGCCUGGAAGGAAGUCGUCCAGGCGAAGCCACGACGGGCAGGUGGCUCGUGCUGGCCUUUCGGAGGUUGA